AACAAAAAACUGGUAAAUAGUGGAGAAGAUGGAAGAGCGAAAAUGAUCUUAACUUUUUUAACAUGAGAGCUUUUUAGUCCAGUGCGCCAUCCACAGAAACAUCAAAACAUUCUUGAGUCGAGGUAUUAGUUCUGAAGGGGAAUUACCAGCUAAUUGCCAACCUAGCUCAACACUUAAUGUAACAGCAUAUUGUAAACCAGCAAUCACAAAGUCGACAUAACUUGAGUUUAAGAAACAUGGCUUCUUCAGAAGCAUUACAAGUAGCUAAGCUGUAUCGCCACCUUCUCAAAUCUGUAAAGAAACACAUUGGGACUGAGGAGCACAAAGUUCAUUUCACUGACUUUAUUAAGCAGGAGUUUCAAAAGAGUUGUCAACAGAUUGACCCAUCGUUGAUUCAACACAAAGUGAAGCUUGCUCGUGACUACACCAUACUUCUUAACAGUGUUCACCAUCACAAGGAUUUGCUUUUCUCCUACAAUAUUGCUGUAGAUCGUACAGAUGAAAUGAAGAAAGUGCUUGGGAAAUCUGCAGCAAGUGUGGGUCUACAACUCCCCGAAGUUUACCAACCCUAGAUCAUUUGCAGGUUUAGCUCCUUUGCAGCCAAUAUAUUUGGUGAAAGAUUUAGAAAAAUAAUACAAGACGAUUUUGCAGCUACACUGUUUUUACAGCAGAGAGGUUUUUGCAUGGUUUAGCUUCUAAGCAAGCUUGUUGUAAUCAAAGAUUUGUAAACUAAUUUAGUUUAUAUUUUUGCUUAAUGAGAUAUUUAAUAAUUCGUUUUGUC
Molecule: messenger RNA, 781 nt
Organism: Daucus carota subsp. sativus
Lineage: Eukaryota; Viridiplantae; Streptophyta; Magnoliopsida; Apiales; Apiaceae
Exons: 4
Coding region: 237-572 (111 amino acids)
Source: RefSeq, a predicted model, not a curated record